Oncorhynchus masou masou (cherry salmon) is the source of this 1410-nucleotide messenger RNA. RefSeq lists its product as uncharacterized. The record is from RefSeq and is a predicted model, not a curated record. The coding region runs from base 1 to 1410 and encodes 469 amino acids. Lineage: Eukaryota; Metazoa; Chordata; Actinopteri; Salmoniformes; Salmonidae. The transcript has 8 exons.
AUGUUGUCCAGCCUGAUGGACAUGUCCACCAGCUGGUCGAAGGUGAGGGUGGUGUCUCUACAGGCCACCCCCUUGACGGACGUCCUCGAAUGGUACUGGGGAGACCAUGGCCAGAUACAAGUUCAGCUUAAGGAGGAAACCCUGGCAGCCGGCAGUAUCUCCGUUGUAUCCCGUGGGGAGAAACCAAAGGAGACACAGGAACAUAAAGAUAAACCCAAGGAGAAGAGGAUCCCUCAAGCCCUGACCUUUCUUCAGCUGUUUACACUGCUGAGCUGCGUCAAGGUGAAGAAAACACACUUUGAUCCCUCCCAGAGUGGCUUGGACUACUCUGCAGGUGACGUGAAAAGUAUCAAGGACAAGAGUAAAGGAAAGGUUGGGGGAGAGAAACAUAGCAUUGAAUCUCAGGACCACAAAUCCAGAACGACACAGGAAAAAGAAAAGGACAUUAAACUAAGACCUAACUCGGUCUCCCCUGACGAGCAAGCAAAGGAGACCCAGCAGAAAGAGAAGAAGAAGAGCAUCCAUCCAGCUGUGGCGGCCCUGCAGCUGUUCACUCUCUUCUGCUGUGGUGGGAAAGUCAAGCUGAGGAAGACUCGUCCCUCUCAGAACAGACAGAGUAGAAAGGACCAGGACAAAGAUAAUGCAUCUGAUACCGGUUCAGACUUGUCUGGAGGUGAUGUUACAACCGAAAGGGUCAAGGACAAGAGUAAUGGAAAGGUGGGCAGGGAGAAAGACCGGACUGAAGUUCAGCUGUUGAAAUCAUCUCAGGACCACGAACCCGAAAAUCGAAGGACACGCCGGCAAGUGAAGACCCCUGUGGAGGAAAUUUACAUAAGACCUGACUCUCUGACUCUACCACGUGCUCACAGAUCAGUCUCUCAGUUGUCCCUGGCUCGGAACCUGGCCAUCGUCCCGCUGGAGUGGCAGCCUCCCGGAGUCCCUCUGCCCACCUCGUCUAUGGCAACUAGGACAGAGAAAACGCCAUCCUCUACCAACACUUCGACACAUGCGCAGAUGGAAACACAGACAUCAGAUAUGAACACAGACACACGGACCGCUUCUACCUCUCAGAGCCAGAUCUCCAUGGUCUCAUCGGAGACCAUGAUAGAUCUUCACACGUCAGACUACAUUACCCAGACCUCCACUCUUGACAUGGCACUGACCCCUGAGAUCACUAAGGACAUGAUCACUACUGAUGAGGACGUGAAGGAUGACUCUGCUAAAGAUUUGAUCUCCACCCUAACAGACACCUCUAUGAAGAAAUCCAUCAGUGAGACCAGCCUGGAAGACCUCAUCGCUGAGUAUGAAGAUGACAAUGAGCUGAAGGAUAUGGCUGCCUCCGCUACCCCUGCUACUGAUAAUGACAAUGAGGAUGCAAUGCUGCUGGAGAUUGCAGCACUUUUUGACUGA